Sporothrix brasiliensis 5110 is the source of this 1323-nucleotide messenger RNA. RefSeq lists its product as uncharacterized. The transcript is spliced from 2 exons. Lineage: Eukaryota; Fungi; Ascomycota; Sordariomycetes; Ophiostomatales; Ophiostomataceae. Gene Ontology annotation, molecular function: hydrolase activity. Bases 1 to 1323 code for a protein of 440 amino acids. The record is from RefSeq and is a predicted model, not a curated record.
AUGGCAUCCGAACAAACAGCUACCACGGUCGCCAAGGCCGACACUGCCGCCACCGACGAGCCGCUCGACCCUGCCAAGCACAUUGAGGCACACAUUCUGCCCCGGCUCGACAAGGAUGUGGUCGCCUACUAUCUCCGCGAGAUUGUCGCGAAGGCGUCGACGCGGCCGGUCAGCAUAGAGUACAUCCGGUCGCACCCGGAGGAGUUCCGCAACCUGAUUGCGAUUGACACGGGCGAUGGGUCGUUCCCGCGCGUCACGGACUACACCUUGACGUCGGAAAAGGACGGCGCCGCGUUCCCUGUACGCGUGUACCACCCUGAUCCGACGGACCACGGCCCCGGGCCCUACCCGGCGCACCUCAAUUUCCACGGCGGCGGGUUUGUGCUCGGAGAUCUGCACACGGAGGCGCAGCUGUGUCUGAGCAUGCGGGAGGCGGGCGUGGUGGUGGUGGACGUCAACUACCGGCACUGCCCGGAGACGCUCUUUGGCAAGGCCUUUGAAGACGCCUGGGCGGCGUUGCUGUGGACCCGCGCAUCGGCUUCGCUGCUCAACAUCGACCCCGACUCGGUCUCGCUGGGCGGCAUCUCGGCGGGCGCGCACAUUUCCAUUGUGAUGCAGCUGCGGGCGCGCGACGCCGGCGUGCCGCUGCGGCUCGUGAUGCCGACGGUGCCGCCGACGGCCGGCAGCCUCUUUUACCAGUUCUACACCGACGCCCGGCACGCGUCCUUCCACGAGUUCCACCGGUCGCCCAUUCUGCCGUGGGCGCGCGUCCAGUACUUUGCCGACGUGUGCCUCGAAUCGGUGCCGGACGACGUGGCGGGCAUUGCUGUGUCUGCAGACAAGGAGGACAAGGACGACAAGGCCACGAUCCGCCAGAAGCGGAAAGACGCCAUCGUCCGACUCUGGCCGCGGGCGUGGCUCGCCCCGCUGGACGCGACCCGCGCGCAGCUGCAGGGCCUGGCGCCCGCGUACAUCCGCACGGGCGAACUGGACAGCCUGCGCGACGAGGGCGAGGCGUUUGGGCAGGCCGUGGUGGCGGCCGGCGGGCAGGUGACGUUCAAGCGGUACGCUGGCGGCGUGCACACGUUCAUGUACCUCGACUUCAACCGGCAGAAGCGGGCGUACGACAUUGACUCGGUGGUGGCGCUGCGGCAGGCGCACGGGUUUGCGGCACUGCCGCCGGCCGAGGUGGAGGCGCGCGUGGACCGUGUGGCCGCGGCCACGAAAGCGAAGCGGGCAGUGGAAAAGGAGGCUCUGGCGAAGAAGAAGGCGGCGGCGGCGGUGGCGGCCGAUGGUACGGUCGGCGACAAUGCCUACGCGUAG